ACAACCAAUAUAUUUUUCUUCAAAUUCAGCACGUUCCUUUUCUGUGUCUAUUCCGUCUGGUCCGCUUGCGCCGCCUUUACACUGCUGACGUAUAACGACUGUAAGAUGCGUUUCAAAAUCGUUAGAUAUGCUUUCUAACGACGCAUACAUUAUUUUGAAUUUUGAUCUCGCCGUCUUCGAUUGGUCUUUUGUAAGUGCUUCACCGGCGUCAUACACGCGUUGUACUUUUUUCUGAAGACCAACCAAGCGUUCUUUUGACUCUUCGUAUACACCCAUCGCAGUGGUGUUAGACAAAAAUUCAAUUUAAAUAAUAAUCUGAUAAAUUAUUAUAUAGGUAUAUAGUAUUAUUUAUAAAUUACUAUCGAAGUCGAUGACCUACUAACGAAUUAUAAAUACAACGACGGUGACGUCGCGUGAGCGUACUUUUAUCUCUGCGACAAGACACUAAUCGCUUAUUAUGUCGUGCAGGUCCAAAGUCCACGACGACUUUUUUUUCACACGGCGAUUACGUAAUAAGGUCGCUACACCAAUAACUUAUUAUAUAACUUAAAUUUAAAUUUAAUUAUUAUAUUAUGUGUAUCAUACGUUUUAACUUACGGAAAUAUAUAUUUUUUUUUUUUUUUGUACACAUACCCCGGUCACUGUUCAAUCUCUUAGGAACAUCCUAGGGUCGAAGGACCAUGUAAAAAUGCUUGGAGGUAGGAGUGGACUGUAUAAUCGAUGACUUAAGAAUUAAAAAAAAAAUAAAUAAUGGUGCAACAACUUAAGUUUGCCACGGUGUCACCGGGUGCUACUAUUCAAAUAAAAUGAUAAUAGUAAUGCUUUAGGUGAAGUAGGGGGCACAAUAGUGCUGGCCAGCGGAGGGCAAUAAUUAAUACAAUAAAUAAUAAUAAAACUAAGUAAAACGAAUACAAAAUAAUAACAAUAAUAACAAAAUAUAUAUAUAUAGAUAAAAACCGUGUUGGGCGACAGCAGUCCGCUGGACUCUCAACGGCUUAAGGUAAUGGUUGGUAAAUGUUGGUGUACUCAAAAACAAUGACGGUAACGGUAACAAAAUUAUCUGUGAACGGUCGGUCGGUAGGUAAUGCGGUGAGUCGGACGGUAGGUCGAACGGUACUGGACAUAGGUGCCGGGCGGCUUGCAUUGAAGCAACGCAUUUGCCGAUAUGAACCGGGACGCCGUAUAACUGAUUCACGUUCCGAACAGAACCAACGCCAAACAUGGCAAGAUACAAGAUCAACCACAAAAACAAAAGCAGCGGCUAUAAAGAGACACAUUGGAGGUACUGGGGGUGGACCAACUUGUGACAUUCAGCUGAAUGAUGUUCAAAAGGAUGCACUCUCUUUGAUUAGUCCAUCAUUAGUGAGUGGUCAUGAAAAUACUGCAGAAUCAAACGUAGAAUUCAUUUUUGAAGAUCCUGAAAAUGAUAUACUUGAUAAUGAUCAAUUAUGCGUUGAAGAAUACAUUGAUGUGUAUAAUGAAUCCAAUGAUUAUGAAACUUAUAAUCAUCCAUCAAUCAUUGUACCUACCAAUAGCAUUAAAAUCAAGUCAGCCAUUGCACCUAUACCAGAUAUCACUAGAGUCAACGAGAAUCCUAAUAAAGAACAGGCAUCAAUAUUUGCUUCUAAACCUAAACCAGAUCUCAAAAGAAAAAAGACUACUGCUACUUGUUUGGGUGAAAGCAAUACAGCUGCAACUAGGUUGGGAGAUAUAGCACAGAGGAAAUGUGAUUUAAAAGAAGCCUACUAUGAAAAAAAAAUUAAACUUUUGGAAGAAAAUAAUGUGUUGUUGAAAAACAUUGGAACCACUCUUGGAACAUUACUGACCAAGUUAACAGAAAAAUGACUGAAAACAGAAUUUUAAAGACUGAACUGUAUUUUAUAAAAACUUUAUUUGUUAACUUUACCAGAGAAAUUAGUUAAAAAGGUUAUUAUUUUAUUAUUUAUUAUAAUUAGUUAAAAAGGUUAUUAUUUUAUUAUUUGUUAUAAUUAGUUAUAAAAAUUGUUAUUACUAAACAUUGUUUAUUUUAAUUUUAUAUUGUUACUUAUACUUUUAACAAAUGAUCAAAAGAAGGAAUAAAAAACAGUGUAAAAGUAUUUUCAAUAACAAAUCUUUAUUGUAUAUAUUUAUUAUUAAUUAUUAAAAAUAAAAAGUAUGCAUGUUUUUAAAUACAAUAUACGCCAUUAUUAAUUAUACGCCAUGUCUAUGAAAAAGGUAUC
This is a messenger RNA of Aphis gossypii (cotton aphid), 2219 nucleotides long. RefSeq lists its product as uncharacterized. Lineage: Eukaryota; Metazoa; Arthropoda; Insecta; Hemiptera; Aphididae. The coding region runs from base 1015 to 1845 and encodes 276 amino acids. The record is from RefSeq and is a predicted model, not a curated record. The transcript has 5 exons.